AUGGACCACCUGCCUGAGCCGGCGAUCGAGCUGUGGCACAAGGUCCUGCCCCUCGGCCUCAUCUUUUUCGCGGCCAGCUUCAACCUGACGGUGCUGCAGUCCCUCAAGGACUCCAUCGUGGUUGUCGCCAGCGGCGCGGAGACGCUGCCGUUUUUGAUGUCGCUGUGCGUGCUGCCGAUGUCGGUGGCGUUCUUCGUCGCUUAUGGGAGCAUGGUGUCCCGCCUGCCGGAGCGGUCUGUGUUCUACGCCGCCGUUGCGCCCCUCCUCGCCUUCUACGCGCUGUUCGCAGCCGUCAUCUACCCCGCCGCGCCCGCCCUGCACCUCGACGCCGCCGCGAUGCUGGGCGCGGUUCCCACCGGGCUUCACGGUUUAGUCAAGGUGGUCUCCAACUGGACGUAUUCGCUGUUUUUCUGCUUUGCGGAGCUCUGGGGCAGCGUCGUCAUCAGCGUGCUGUUCUGGUCCCUGGCCAACGAGACUGUGACAGUGGAUGAGGCAAAGGCGGUGUACCCCUUUAUGGCAAUCGGCGCCAACAUUGCCCUGGUCGCGGCGGGCUGCUUCAUCCGCGCAGUGAACGCGGCCCUGCCCCCGGGCAGCCAGCUGCUCGGCCUGCGGGUCCUGGUCGGGACGGUGCUUGUCAUGAGCGCCGGCAUGUUUGCAGCCAAGGCCUUUAUAGAUCGGCGGAUCCUGGCGCCCCUGCAGCGCCAGGAGGCCGCCGCCGCGGCGGCCGCGGCCGGCAACGGCGCGGGCAGAAAGGGCAAGAAGAAGAAGCCCAAGGGGUCGUUCGCCGAGAACUUCGCGGUGCUCAAGGGCAGCGCCAAGAUCCGCAACCUCGCGCUGCUGGUGAUGGGCUACGGCGUGGCGCACAGGCUGUUUGAGUUUGCCUGGAAGGGGCAGCUGCGGAUUUUGCACCCCACAGUGCAGGGCUACCAGUCUGUGCUGGCGGAUGUGUCGACCUACACAGGCAUCCUCACCCUCGUGUCUAUGGUCGGCUCCCGCCUCGUCUUCCAAAACCUCGGCUGGGGCGUCGCCGCGUCGGUCACGCCCGCCGUGAUGGGCGCGGCCGGCGCCGUCUUCUUUGGCGCGACGCUGCUGGGCGGCGGCGCGCUGGGGGCGCUGCUGCCAGAGCAGGCGGCGGCGGCGAUGGUCGGCGUCGGGUCGGCGGCGGGCAUCCUCACCCAGGUGUUCGCACGGUCCGCCAAGUACAGCCUGUUUGACCCGGCAAGGGAGAUGGUGUACAUUGAGAUGGACAAGGAGGAGAAGCAGCGCGGCAAGGCAGCGGUCGACCUGGUUGGGAGCCAGAUAGGCAAGAGCGGCGCAUCAUGGAUCACCCAGGCGACAGGGGGUGCGGCUGGGACCGGGCAGCGUCCUCAACGGGUGGCCUUGGGAGUACCCGCGGCCAACAGGUGCCGCAGAGGUCAAGGCCUGGGCGGCCCCGCGUUCGCACUUGAUUAG
Messenger RNA from Monoraphidium neglectum, 1452 nucleotides. Its product is annotated as ADP,ATP carrier protein 1. The transcript has 9 exons. Lineage: Eukaryota; Viridiplantae; Chlorophyta; Chlorophyceae; Sphaeropleales; Selenastraceae. Gene Ontology annotation, molecular function: ATP:ADP antiporter activity. Bases 1 to 1452 code for a protein of 483 amino acids. Gene Ontology annotation, cellular component: membrane. The record is from RefSeq and is a predicted model, not a curated record. Gene Ontology annotation, biological process: nucleotide transport.